AUGGGGUGGGGGAUAAAGGAGGCUUUUACUCGGAAGCCCAAGCGAGGAUACCAAGAUGGCGACUGUGAUGGUGAGCCUGUUGGUAUUGGCCGCUCCAGCCCUCGCAGUAGAGACGGUCCAGACCUGUCAGUGUAUGGAGUAUUGGACUUGUGUAUUAGGGCCACCCAGGCUCGGCAGCCACUCUCACUCCAGACUGCGGCCGUAAGGGGGCGGACUCGGGCAUCAAGGGAGUGGCAGGCGCAGGGGAAUGGCCCUGGCCAUGCAGCCAUCUUGGAAAAAGACAAUGCGGUGUACGUCUGUGGCGCCUCUCUCAUAGACGAGUCCUGGGUGCUGACAGCAGCCCACUGUGUGGAGAAGUUACGAGUCCUGGGUGCUGACAGCAGCCCACUGUGUGGAGAAGUUGUAAGUGGACUCUUUAUUUUACCAGACAAAGAUAGGACUAACUUACAGGCAGCCAUCUUGGAAAAGGACAAUGCGGUGUACGUCUGUGGCGCCUCUCUCAUAGACGAGUCCUGGGUGCUGACAGCAGCCCACUGUGUGGAGAAGUUCAUUCGAUCCAUUCAGCUGCUAAAGGUGCGGUUAGGUGAGCAUGACGUCAGCACUACGGACGAGCCUACGGAGCAUGAGGAGCGAAAUGUGGCCCAGGUGGUGGUUCAUCCGAAUUUCGACAACAAGACUCUCGUGAACGACCUGGCCCUUGUACGUUUGGAGAAGGCUGCUAGACGCCGCAGUAACAUCGAUAUUGUCUGCGUGCCAUCCGAUCAACUCCCUCUUUCCAGGAAUAAGACUUGCUACGUCACUGGCUGGGGGAAACAAACCGAAGAUUCGAACCACUCUGUGGUACUGAAGGAGAUUCCAGUUCCCCUAUGGGAGAAUCAAGCCUGCGAGAAAGCGCUGCGGACCAGUUUUGGCGCUCGAUUUUCCUUACCCCCUACAGCGGUAUGCGCAGGCGCCGAAGGUAGAGAUGCUUGUUGACGGUGACGGCGGAGGACCACUGGUCUGCGAGGACAGAGGGCGCUGGUUCCAGAUAGGUAUAGUCAGUUUCGGCGUUGGGUGCGGCCGCGCUGACGUUCCAGGCGUCUAUACAAGAGUCAGCUUCUACCAGAAUUGGC
Messenger RNA from Homalodisca vitripennis (glassy-winged sharpshooter), 1112 nucleotides. RefSeq names its product phenoloxidase-activating factor 2-like. The record is from RefSeq and is a predicted model, not a curated record. The transcript has 9 exons. Bases 1 to 975 code for a protein of 324 amino acids. Gene Ontology annotation, molecular function: serine-type endopeptidase activity. Gene Ontology annotation, biological process: proteolysis. NCBI's taxonomy places the organism in Eukaryota, Metazoa, Arthropoda, Insecta, Hemiptera, Cicadellidae.